GCCAAGCAAAGUACAGCUGUAAACCACAACACCACAACCUCAUCCAUCCUCAUCCGUACCGGUACUGGUACCAGUAACGAGCCAAAACUCAAAGCUUGUUGAAGGAAGGAGUUAUACUAGCUAGUACAGUAGUACAUACCAGUACAUUCAAUUCAGAACAACGAUGCCCGCUGGAGACGAAGGUCCCGAUGAACUUCCCAAGGUUCAUCGGGUGAGGAGUACUCAAUCGAUUGCGAGUCCCAACACGCUGCAAAUGCUGUCUGAGUUUUUGAUGGACGAACAAGAGAGACGGCAGAGCCUGAGAGAGACACACCAUUUGGGAACAACAUGGAAGGACUUGCAGAACGCCUACGAGACAGUGGCUGCCUUUGAAGAUCCUGGAAUCGCAGCGGGUGGUUAUGACACCUUUGAAGGUCCACAAGGAGGAGCUGAUGUAGGAUCCUCCGCGUUUAGCGAUGUCCAGAAAAUUGCCAUGAGAGCUUCGCAGAUGCUCUCUCCCGAGUCUCUAAAGAAAAAGAAAGAGCGCAAAAAGAAACGAAAGGACAAAAAAGAGAAAAAGGAAGCAAAGAAACACGCAAAACUACAAGCCAAAAUGAUGAUGGGUCAAGAAGGAAGUCGGAGAUUCUAAUAACAAAACGAAGAAAAGAAGUGUUCAAUUCAAGCCAAUUCACAACGCAAGCAAUGAGACAGAAAAUUCUGCACAUUAGAUGGGAGAGGAAAAGUUCGGAAUCUAAUCCUUGUCCAGGUGAGCCUUCAUCAAUCGUCAAAAUACAUCCAUUCAUAAAAAAAGUCCACGACGUUGGAGAGCUGUAACUUGUGAGCCGUUUGAAUUUUAAAGAAGGGAAUAUCAGAUUAGAUCCACUGAAGACAGGUUUGAUGACGGCAGGUUUUUCCUCCGCUUACUCCGCAAUCCUUUGGAUGCAACAUGGACAGCAAUUGUGUAUAAUGUCUUCCUCCAUUGUUGCUAGUAUAAGGAAAAUGCUUUUACCUUGAAAACUUGUAUAUGGCUUACAGGGAACUCAAUGUUUCAUACUUCGUUAUACA
Messenger RNA from Seminavis robusta, 1044 nucleotides. NCBI's taxonomy places the organism in Eukaryota, Bacillariophyta, Bacillariophyceae, Naviculales, Naviculaceae. The record is from the annotation of a GenBank genome assembly.